This is a messenger RNA of Mastomys coucha (southern multimammate mouse), 1919 nucleotides long. Its product is annotated as zinc finger protein 431-like. The transcript is spliced from 4 exons. Lineage: Eukaryota; Metazoa; Chordata; Mammalia; Rodentia; Muridae. Gene Ontology annotation, molecular function: RNA polymerase II cis-regulatory region sequence-specific DNA binding; DNA-binding transcription activator activity, RNA polymerase II-specific. Gene Ontology annotation, cellular component: nucleus. The record is from RefSeq and is a predicted model, not a curated record. Gene Ontology annotation, biological process: regulation of transcription by RNA polymerase II. The coding region runs from base 132 to 1808 and encodes 558 amino acids.
UGCUGCUUUGCUGUGUGCUGCAAGUUCCGCGCGGUUGCUGAGCAGGCGUGAGUGGUUGGUGUUACAUGCUUUGACCGCAGCUGCUGAGUGCCUUAGAGGAGUGCCGACUGCCUGAGCUAUUAGAUCGCAAUAUGAAUGCUGUGACUUAUGAGGACGUGCAUGUGAACUUCACUCAAGAAGAGUGGGCUUUGCUGGAUCCUUCCCAGAAGACACUCUACAAAGAUGUCAUGCUGGAGACCUACGGGAACCUCGAUGCUGUAGGCUUUAAUUGGGACGUCCAAAAUAUUGAAGAACAUUGUCAAAGAUCUAGAAGACUCAGAAGGCAUGAAAUAAGUCAGAGUGCAGCGAAACCCUCUGCAUAUAAUCAAUGUGGUAAAGCCUUUGCUUUACAUGGUCACAGUCAUGAUCAGAGGCAUGAGAGGAUUCAUACAGAAAAGAAGCCCAAUGAAUUUAUUCAGUGUGAUGAAGCCUUUGUACAUUAUACAAGUCACCCAAUACAUAAAAGAAAACAAACUGGGCAGAAAUCCUCUGAAUGUCAUCUAUGUGGUAAAGCUUUUGAAUAUCACAGUAAACUUAAAAGGCAUGAAAGAAUUCAUACUGGAGAGAAAUCCUAUGAAUGCAAUCAAUGUGGUAAAGCAUUUCCCCAGCCCAAUCAUCUCCUACAACAUAAGAGAACACAUACUGGCGAGAAACCCUACAAAUGUAAUCAAUGUGGUAAAGCCUUCUUAUAUUCCCAGAGUAUUCAACUACAUGAAAGAAUUCAUAAUGAAGAGAAACCCUACAAAUGUAAUCAAUGUGAUAAAGCCUUUUCACAUCAAAGUAAUCUCCGAAGGCAUAAAAGAACACAUACAGGAGAGAAGCCCUACAAAUGUAAUCAAUGUGACAAAGCCUUCUUAUAUUCCCAGAGUAUUCAACUACAUGAAAGAAUUCAUAAUGAAGAGAAACCCUACAAAUGUAAUCAAUGUGAUAAAGCCUUUUCACAUCAGAGUACUCUCCGAAGGCACAAAAGAACACAUACAGGAGAGAAACCCUACAAAUGUAGUCAAUGUGACAAAGCCUUUUCACACCUUAUUAGUCUCCAAAUACAUGAAAGAACGCAUACAGGAGAGAAACCCUACAAAUGUAAUGCGUGUGGUAAGGCCUUUUCAUGUCACUCUGAUCUCCAAAUACAUAAAAGAACACAUACAGGAGAGAAACCCUACAAAUGUAAUCGAUGUGAUAAAACCUUUUCACAUCAGAGUAAUCUCAGGAGGCAUAAAAGAACACAUACAGGAGAGAAACCCUACAAAUGUAAUCAAUGUGACAAAGCCUUUUCAGAACAUUGUAUUCUACAAAAGCAUAAAAGAAUUCAUUCUGGAGAGAAACCCUACAAAUGUAAUGCAUGUGGUAAAGCCUUUUCAUGGCACCAUCUUCUCCAACUACAUAAAAGAACACAUACAGGAGAGAAACCCUACAAAUGUAAUCAAUGUGAUAAAGCCUUUUCACAUCAGAGUACUCUCCAAAGGCAUAAAAGAACACAUACAGGAGAGAAACCCUACAAAUGUAAUCAAUGUGAUAAAGCCUUUUCACAGCAAGGAAGCCUCCAGGUGCACAGAAGAAUUCAUACUGGAGAGAAACCCUUCAAAUGUGAUGGAUGUGAUAAAGCCUUUACACGUCGUUUUCAUCUCCAAAGGCAUAAAGGAAAACAUACUGGAGAAAAAACCUUCAAGUGUAAUCAAUGUGAUAAAGCCUUUUCAGAACAUUGUAUUCUACAAAAGCAUAAAAGAAUUCAUUCUGGAGAGAAACCUUACAAAUGUAAAUCUAUGUGACAAAGCCUUUUCCCAACAUUAUAAGCUAAAAUUUCAUAAAAGAAGGCAUACUGGAGAGAAACCUUACAAAUGUAAUCAGUAUGAGAUAGCCUUUUCAAAACAUGGUCAUCU